Messenger RNA from Linum trigynum, 1856 nucleotides. The record is from the annotation of a GenBank genome assembly. NCBI's taxonomy places the organism in Eukaryota, Viridiplantae, Streptophyta, Magnoliopsida, Malpighiales, Linaceae.
GCCCUAUUUCCCUCUUCUUUGUAUCUUCCGAAAGGAGAACCCUAGUUCCCUCUUCUUCGAAUCUGCCGACAAUCGCUACCUCUCAUAUGGUGAUUUUUCUCUGAACCUUCCCCGCGAAAUUGAGACCGAUUCAUUGCUGUGUAGUGUCUACUCGUCGCUCUAGUUUUGGGGAGCCGUUUCUUAGUUAGGCGCUGGUUUCAGAAUCGCCAUUCGGGUUUGCAGCGCUAUGCAUUAUCCGAUUUGUAGUGUUUGUUGUGUCGAUGCUAUGCUCUAUUUAUGGUGAUGCCCUUGAUUCUCCAAUUUUUGCUCCGUUUGCGUCUAUGGUUUGGUACCUCCAUCAUUCCUUUGUGCCUCGUGUGAGUAGUUUGUCGAUUAGGGUUUGGAUUUCUAAUCGGCGUUGCCUUCCUCGUGUGUUGCCGCCUCUGCUAAGUCUCGUGGUUUGAAUUUCUAACCAGCUUAACAAGGUUGCAUGCAGAGUUGCCAUUUUUGAUUCCUCUGACUCUUUUUGGAACUUUUGGUUUUGAUUUUCUCAGUUGAUUUACGUUUAUGUAACUGGAAUAUGACUUCUGGUUUUAUCCUUCAUUCUCAUAUAUGGUGUUCUUUUCCUUCGGUUUUGCUUUGUUGGUCUUUGCAAGUAAUCGUUGUUAGCUUUCAAUUGAGGUCAGCACCUACUGUGUGUUGCUUUUUGACCAUUAAACCACCUUUCUGUUGUAGGUAUGUCGCCACUGAAGAAGAAGAAGGCUGUUACUGAAAAGGGAGUGUCGAUCCCGAAUUUUUAUUGGGCGACAAGAUCAGGGAGGGUGCGGCCCGAACCUGCUCGGUCCACCGAAUCUGUAAGCGGGGCGAUUGGACGUCGAACUGCUGCCUCAGUAAACGAGGAUACUCAACGCAGAGACACUAUGAAUCCAGACGAACCCAAUGGCAACAAUGAUUCGGAGGAAGAAGCAUCCAAUCAUGAGACCGGAGAAGGUAGUAAUCCAACUGGAUUGGAAGGAGCCCCUGCGGCUAAAAAGAGGGGACUGUCCAAAGGGUACGAGAUAAUGAAGAGAACCGGAACUGGAGGCAAGAUAGAUGGAAUCUACGUGAUGGAGGAUGGGCAGUCAUUCGUAGGGCCAAAUGAGAGCUUGUUGAAGACAGAGUUGGGCGUCGUAACACGCCUGAUGGCCCCAAUAAGGAAGUACUACUGGUCCAAGUUGACUGAAGCAGACAAGCACCCGUUAUUCAAGAAGCUAGAGGUAAUUUCCGAUAACUCCUAGUUUGGCAUGAAGUAGGCUAAUCUUGACAUGUUUUUUUUUCGCUGCUGUUUGUUUGUUUUUUUUCGUACUGUAUUUCCUAUUAUAUAUUUCCCAGUAGUUUGGGUUAUGGGAGUGAGACGAGGCAGCAAAGCUUGGUGGCAGCAAAGCUUGUUGUUGCCUCAUGGGCAAGUCUCCCCUAUUUUCUCCUUUGCGGUUUUGGAGUUUGUAACCCAUUUACGUUGAUAAUUAGUUCGUGAAUGCAAAGUUGGGGUUUAUGUUUUAAUUGACUUGGGAAACUUCACUUUCUGUUGGUAAGUGAAGUAUAUAAAUUUUUUUCAUGUAGGAUCAAUUUGACAUAGACACGGAAGGUGCAGAUGCAAGGAAGAUUAUGGAGAAGAGAUGAAGAAGUGGUUCAUCAAUUACAAGUAUGUGAUGCACACUCACUACCUGAAAGACCCUCAGACAGCCAGGACAGACCCUCCAGUGGACAUGAACAUAGAUGAUUGGCAUAUGCUGUGUGAUCACUUUGAGAGUGAAAACUUUCUAGUAAGUAACUCCUUCUGUUUCAUCAUCAAUUCUUUCAUGUGUUACCUUGCCUUACAAUAAAUGGUUGCUAAUGAC